Molecule: messenger RNA, 1721 nt
Organism: Fragaria vesca subsp. vesca
Lineage: Eukaryota; Viridiplantae; Streptophyta; Magnoliopsida; Rosales; Rosaceae
Product: BAHD acyltransferase At5g47980-like
Exons: 2
Coding region: 34-1401 (455 amino acids)
Source: RefSeq, a predicted model, not a curated record
AGUGUCAGAUAAUACAGAACCUACUUCGCCAAAAUGGAGAAAAUUGAGGUCAGUAUAAUUUCCAAACACACCAUCAAACCAUCAACUUCCUCUUCACCACUUCAGCCUUACAAGCUUACCCUGCUCGACCAGCUCACUCCUCCAUCGUAUGUCCCCAUGGUAUUCUUCUACCCCAUUACUGGCCCUGCAGUCUUCAAUCUUCAAACCCUAGCUGACUUAAGACAUGCCCUUUCCGAGACUCUCACUUUGUACUAUCCACUCUCUGGAAGGGUCAAAAACAACCUAUACAUCGAUGAUUUUGAAGAGGGUGUCCCAUACCUUGAGGCUCGAGUGAACUGUGACAUGAAUGAUUUUCUAAGGCUUCCGAAAAUCGAGUGCCUAAAUGAGUUUGUUCCAAUAAAACCAUUUAGUAUGGAAGCAAUAUCUGAUGAGCGUUACCCUUUGCUCGGAGUUCAAGUUAACAUUUUCAACUCCGGAAUAGCAAUCGGGGUCUCCGUCUCUCACAAGCUCAUCGAUGGAAGAACUUCAGACUGUUUUCUCAAGUCGUGGUGUGCUGUUUUUCGUGGUUCUCGUGACAAAAUCAUACAUCCUAAUCUCUCUCAAGCAGCAUUGCUUUUCCCACCAAGAGAUGACUUGCCUGAAAAGUAUGCCCGUCAGAUGGAAGGGUUAUGGUUUGUCGGAAAAAAAGUUGCUACAAGGAGAUUUGUAUUUGGUGCGAAAGCCAUAUCUGUAAUUCAAGAUGAAGCAAAGAGCGAGUCCGUGCCCAAGCCAUCACGAGUUCAGGCUGUCACUAGUUUUCUCUGGAAACAUCUAAUCGCUACUUCUCGAGCACUAACAUCAGGUACUACUUCAACAAGACUUUCUAUAGCAACCCAGGUAGUGAACAUAAGAUCACGGAGGAACAUGGAGACAGUGUGGGAUAAUGCCAUUGGAAACUUGAUAUGGUUCGCUCCGGCCAUACUAGAGCUAAGUCAUACAACACUAGAGAUCAGUGAUCUUAAGCUGUGUGACUUGGUUAACUUGCUCAAUGGAUCUGUCAAACAAUGUAACGGUGAUUACUUUGAGACUUUCAUGGGUAAAGAGGGAUAUGGAAGCAUGUGCGAGUAUCUAGAUUUUCAGAGGACUAUGAGUUCUAUGGAACCAGCACCAGAGAUUUAUUUAUUCACGAGCUGGACUAAUUUUUUCAACCAACUUGAUUUUGGAUGGGGGAGGACAUCAUGGAUUGGAGUUGCAGGAAAAAUUGAAUCUGCAUUUUGCAAUCUCAUAACAUUAGUUCCAACACCAUGCGAUACUGGAAUUGAAGCGUGGGUGAAUCUAGAAGAAGAAAAAAUGGCUAUGCUAGAACAAGAUCCCCAGUUUCUAGCACUAGCAUCUCCAAAGACGCUAAUUUCAAGAUAUUGAUUAAGGAAGAUUAUGCGGCUCGUGCAAUGUUUCCAUUUUGUUGUGAUUAAGGCUUAAAUUAGUUCACCAGCCAAUCAAUAAGAUGCAAGUAUGAUAGACUCGGUCUACGUAUGUUAUCCGAAUGUGUUUCCACAUGCUUGUAACCAAUAUAGCUCUUGUUUGUAACAAUGCUCUAUUAAGCUCUUCUAUCCAUAAAGUUAUUUCUCUAUUAAAAAGAAAACUAUACAAGUUUUGUUAAGUUUUUAAGGUAAGAUGCAUGUAGUACCCAAAAAGAUGGUUGACCUGUCAUUAUUUUCAAGUACAUGAUUAUCCGAUACAAU